AGCAGAACUCACGCCUCAAAUCCAAGUGUUACAGACGGCACAGCCAGAGGGGGCAUCGCUCCGCGGCACUUACUCUGUUGUGAUUAUUAUUACGGUAUUUUGUCAAACCGUAACAAACAAAAAACAUUUUAUACGGUGAAGUGGGGAAGACGGCUCCCUCUAUAAAGACGUUCAAACUACAAUACAGGAUACUUCCCUAUUGUUUUGCACAACUGCACUGGAGAGCAAACGGCGCCGACAUGGGUUCAUGAUAUUAUUAUUAUUAUUAUUAUUAUUAUUAUUAUUAUUAUUACUGUGAAUUUGAAUUCUGUUUUAACACUUGCUUAGGCUUCUCCGGUACUUCGGCGUGGAAGGAGACCCAUCUAUUAACAGCAAGGACCAUUUGCUGUCUUGUUCAUGCGUUUGUUUUACAUUUAUAAACUCAAAUGCAAUGCUGCUGUGAUCUGGGCAGAUGAAGACGGAUGAAAACAGGAGUCUCACCAGCGCUGAACUAUAUAAGAAACGUCUCCUCCCUUUUUUUUUUUUUUUUUUUUUUUUAAUCACUUUAGGGAAUGAAAACACUUUUAAAAUAAACAAGAAAAAAAUGCCAUUCCCGAUUUUGGACUUAGUGGGGCAAUUCGAUUUUUUGGUUCUGGCUCCUUUCGAAUCUGGACUAAGAGGACUACUGCUCCGGAUUGCAAUGUAACUGGGAAAACAUCACACCUAAUUCAAAUAUACAUAUAUAUUGCAGAAAAAAAAGACUCGAGCUUUGACCACCUCAGCUCCCGACACGCAUGCUAACUGGAAUACUGUACCGCGUCUACAAAAGAAAACACGUUUCAACAUGUUUAAACGAGGGUGCGGUCUGGAGUUUUUCCUCAUGCUGUGCACCAGUCUGGAGCUGCCUCUGUCCUGGUCCUGCCCGCGGCACUGCGUCUGCUACUCCUCCCCGACCACGGUGAGCUGCCAGGCCCACAACUUCCUGAUGGUGCCCGAGGGCAUCCCUCCGCACAGCGAGCGCAUAUUCCUGCAGAACAACCGCAUCACCAUGCUGCUGCGUGGCCACUUCAGCCCCCACACCGUCACCCUGUGGCUCUACUCCAACAACAUCACCUUCAUCGACCCCGACACCUUCCAGGGCUUCACCCAGCUGGAGGAGCUCGACCUGGGGGACAACCGCUACCUGAGGGCCCUGGCUGCGGAGACCUUCAGCGGCCUGCCCAAGCUCCACGCGUUGCACCUGUAUCGCUGCGGCCUCACCUCCCUGCCCAGCGGGGUCUUCCAGGGGCUGCGCAGCCUCCAGUAUCUCUACCUGCAGGACAACCGGAUCGAGUUCCUCCAGGACAACUUGUUUGCUGACCUGAUGAACCUGAGCCAGCUCUUCCUGCACGGCAACCAGCUGUGGAGCCUGCACCAGAACACGUUCCACGGGCUCUCCAGUCUGGACCGGCUCCUGCUGCACGAGAACCAGCUGCAGUGGGUGCACCGAGGGGCCUUCCACGACCUGAAGAAGCUCACCACCCUCUACCUGUUCAACAACAGCCUGGCCGAGCUGUCUGGGGAGUGCCUGGCCCAGCUGCCCUCCCUGGAGUACCUGCGGCUCAACGGCAACCCCUGGGAGUGCGACUGCAAGACCCGCUCGCUGUGGGACUGGCUCCAGCGCUUCAGGGGAUCCAGCUCCAGCGCUCUCUGUGAGUCUCCCCCAGACCUCAGGGGCAGGGACCUCAAGCGCCUGACCAAGGAGGACUUCCCCAGCUGCUCCGGCUCCGAGUCCCUCCACCAGAUCAAGACAUGGACCACAGCGGACAAGGUCUCUUUCAAGAAGGACCACCAUGGCCGUCAUCACCACCCCAGCACCCGCCAGCACCCGCCCCCGCCACCGCCCUCAGACGGCUCGGAAGCCCCAUCUUCCUCCAACAAGAGCCCCCCUCCCUCAUCCACCGACGAGGGCCACAAGCCCCAUGGGGCCCGCAACUGCAGCCGUCAGCGUUAUCGGGGGCCCAAGAAGAUCCUGAAAGAGGUGCACACCCUGGAGGAGAUGGCGGACAAGGAGCCCCAGGAAUACCCCGGGGAUGGGAAAUUCGGGCACCCCCGGAAGAAACCCAAAUGCACACGCCCUCCCCCUCUGCGCCCCCCCAGCGGGGUCCAGCAAGCCAACGGGAGCAGCGCAGCCUCGGGGCAGCAGCACCCCACAGCCUGUUUAAUGAAUCUCAUAGCCUCUGCCCUGCUGGCUGCUGUGAUACGCUGAACCGUUCUGCCAAGACCCGCCCUCCCAACGAAGCCACGCCCCUACACUACGCUCGUGUGUGUGUGUGUGUGUGUGUGUGUGUGAGUGAAUGUGGGGGUUUGGUUUUGUUUUAAAUAUAAAACAGGACACAAAAAAACUUGACAAAACAACCUCAAUGGGAAUAGACUGUAUGUGCAAGCACUGCCACUGAUUUGAUUUAAUUUUUUUCCUAGCAGAAAGGGCCAAACUUUGGAAUAUAUUGAAUAAAACAAAACUAUGAACACCUGGAGUGAUAAAAUACAGAACUGAAUGAAAUCGAGAAAGUUUAGACAUCUUAGUUGUGACUCGUGGUGGGAGUCAAGGGAGCAGAAAGAAGACUUUUUAGGUUUAAAAAAAAAAUAAUAACAAUUCUGCCGAACCUCUAUUAAGUAGGGGGGCAAGAGAUCCCCCAAACACACACAACCCUCAUCAUGGAGCACAUUAUUAAUAAUCAAUACAUUGAGUAAUCAAUCAAUAGAUUGACAAAUGAUAAUGAAAUUAAAAAAAAUUAGAAAUAAAGUAUUUACAAAAGUAUCAAUGAUUAUUGCGUUAUGCUACAUUCCCCAUAAUUCUCUUUUUACAUUAUGCUACAUUAUAUUCACCAUAAUUCUUGUAUUUUUGUUUUAUGUACUUAACUGAUAUCAUGAGUUCGUAAUGAUCAGAGUUAAAAGUAACAAAAUGAACUAAACCUAUUGGUAAGUCAUCAGAAAGACUUCUAUGCCUCUAGUUUGUCUUUCUACACAGUUUCCCUUAAGAAAGGCAUGUUUACCAUACUGGAAAAUGAUUCAGCUUAUUAUUUCCAUUUCUGUUUUCAUGUUCCUUAAGUUUCAAACACACAGCGAGCUCGGGGGGGUUUGCAAGCGCAUACAAGUGAAAUAUCCAGGAGGUUGUCAGAACAAACUUUACUUUCCCCGUCUUCAAGGAGUAAACGUCAGUGUUGGACCCGAUAUUCUUUGGGAUCAAUAAUACUACAGAAUCCUCCCUUCGUCCCUCAAGGACACGAGGAGAGAUAGAGUUCAAAUACAGACCAAGAGCUGGCCUAAAACCAGUCUAGAAUGUCCUAUAACAUGGGCCAUUGGCGUUCUAGAAUGACCUAGAUCUGGACUGGAAUGCUCUAGAACUGGAUAAAGAAGCUUGGAGCAAGACAGUGGCUUCUGGGGCACACCCAGAUAGACAUUCCAGUAAGCAGGCAGGCAGAUCCGAACCAAAAGAGAUGCUGUAUGUAUGCUGAUCUAUAACAGUAAUAAUAAUGAUAAUUAUAUAAAUAGAAUAAUACGAAUUACAGGGUCUCUUUCCAAUGUGGGGGGAGUGUUUUUGUAAUGUCUUCUCACUAUUCUUUAAUAUCAAUGCACAGCCUCGCCCCCCCCCCCCCCCCCCAUUACUGAACUGUACUGUAUGUCAUUAAAAAAAAAACAUCAAACAAGCGAACUGUUUAUAAAUGAUAUUAAAAAGUAUAUCUUCUUAUGCUAAGGAUUGCUGCCUGUCUUUAAUUUCCACAGAAUCAUUAGUGAAGACAAACAAGAUCGCUAACUCUUUUAUGUCAGGGUAUUUUUCAGUUCACGGUUUUAGUUGGUUCGUCUGUCCUCCUUUGAAUGAUGUCACUGCUCUGAAGAACUGCAGCAGAGAGACAGAGAGACAGACAGGCAGAGAGACAGACAGACAGAGAGACAGACAGACAGAGAGACAGACAGACAGAGAGACAGACAGACAGAGAGAUAGACAGACAGAGAGACAGACAGCGUCAUCUUUAAAUUCCCAGGCUGACACUGACACACUGAUCCAUGCUUUUGUAAUCGCUAGGGAUGACUAUUUUAAUUCCUUGUUUGCUGGUCUCCCUGCUGCCUCAUUAAAUACACUGCAGCUGAUACAAAAUGCUGCAGCAACAAUACUUUCACACAGCAAGUGUACUUCCCCAGUUUUAAGGUCACUGGAUUGGCUUCCUGUGAAGCAGCACGCUGAUUUCAAAACACUGCUUCUCAAGUACAAGGCUAUUCCUGGUUCUGACCCUGCCUGUCUGCAUGACUUUACUAUACUUUACUACACUUUACCACACUGCAAUAAAGGUAUCGGGGGACCAAAAAUGAGGUUAAGCAUCCCGCUUGCUAGGAAACAUGUUUAUAACUGCAACUCAGCCAGGGUUAGGAAGAAUUGAAUGCAUCAUUUUUAUUGCAUUGGGAUCUGGAACGAAAAACAAAUGCCUUUUCAAAAAAAGUAUCCCCAGCAUAAACCCAAAAGCCAUUUAAAACAAAUGUCAUCUGUAAAAAAAAAAAAAUACUCUGUUGCCAUUGCUGACAGCAUGGAUACUCCUUUUGUUAACGUUGCCACACAUUCAGCUCCGCAGCCUGACUGCUGCUGCAGUCAAUUCAGACCGAAGCCGGCUGUGAUGUGCGUGAAUAUGGAUUUCAUCUUAACGCUUAUCCAUGAGGGGAAUCAAA
Acipenser ruthenus (sterlet) is the source of this 4680-nucleotide messenger RNA. Its product is annotated as reticulon-4 receptor-like 1. The transcript has 3 exons. Lineage: Eukaryota; Metazoa; Chordata; Actinopteri; Acipenseriformes; Acipenseridae. The coding region runs from base 824 to 2227 and encodes 467 amino acids. Gene Ontology annotation, cellular component: plasma membrane. Gene Ontology annotation, molecular function: protein binding. The record is from RefSeq and is a predicted model, not a curated record.